Messenger RNA from Brettanomyces bruxellensis, 2976 nucleotides. RefSeq lists its product as uncharacterized. Gene Ontology annotation, biological process: Golgi to vacuole transport; protein targeting to vacuole. Gene Ontology annotation, cellular component: membrane coat; AP-3 adaptor complex; endosome membrane. NCBI's taxonomy places the organism in Eukaryota, Fungi, Ascomycota, Pichiomycetes, Pichiales, Pichiaceae. The record is from RefSeq and is a predicted model, not a curated record. Bases 1 to 2976 code for a protein of 991 amino acids. The transcript has a single exon.
AUGCCUUCUUCACAGAUGAUGGUUCGGCUACAACCAUUUGGUAUAAGCUUUGAUCAGAGCUUAGAGAGUCUCAUUAAAGGAAUUCGAGAAAGAAGUAAAGAUUCAGAGAAAUUGGCAGCAUUUUUGGAUGACUCAAUCAAAGAAUGCAAAGAUGAUUUGAAGGAUGCAGAUCUUGAGAAGAAAUCAAUGGUGAUAUUGAAGCUAGCGUAUUUGGAAAUGUACGGCUAUGACAUGAGCUGGUGCUCUUUCAACAUUCUUGAAGUUUUAUCUUCUCCAAAAUUUCAGCACAAGAGAAUCGGUUAUUUAGCGGCUGUUCAGAUUUUGCAAAGGCAAAACAAUGAUGAUGCUUUAAUGCUUAUGACCAAUCAAUUAAAAAAGGAUCUAAACUCAUCAAAUUCAAUCGAAUGCAGUCUUGCCAUUAGUGGGAUAGCAUCUGUGGUUAGCACGGAAUUAGCUCAUGAUAUUGGUGGAGAUCUAGUUCGAUUAUUAAACCAUUCUAAACCUUUUAUUCGGAAACGGGCGGUGCUAGCAUUAUACAAGAUAUUUCUUAAAUAUCCAGAUUCAUUGCCAAUGCUGUUUGAUCAAGUAGUUGACAAAUUGGACGACCCCGAUACUUCCGUGGUUUCGGCCACCGUUAAUGUGAUUUGCGAAUUGGCACACGCUAAUCCUAAAAAUUAUGUCAGCCUCACACCACGGCUGUUUGGACUUAUGAAAGAUACGAACAACAAUUGGAUGGUAAUCAGGUUGUUAAAACUAUUUUCAUCUCUAUCAUUGGUUGAACCAAGGCUGAAGAAAAAACUUCUUCCGGAAAUUGUUCAUCUCAUGUGCACAACAGAUGCACUUUCCCUUGUCUAUGAAUGUAUUAAUGCAAUUUUAAAUGGCAACAUGCUUGAUGAGGAUGACGUUAAAGUGACUGAACUCAUUGUUAACAAACUUUUAGGCUUUUUCAAAAGUGAUGACCAGAACCUAAAAUACGUGUGCCUUUUGGCUUUCAUAAAAACAUGCAGAAUCCACAAAGAGUUGAUAAGGAAACAUUCGAAAAUCCUCCUCUCAUGCCUUUAUGACAAUGAUCUUACAAUAAGAGAAACUUCUUUAGAGAUCGUAAACUAUUUAGUUUCGGAAGACAACAUUGUCACAGUUAUCGCAAGACUUCUAGUUCAGUUAAUACCAUACGAUGAACAACAAGCCAGACUCGACGAUAUGAAUGAUUUACUUGUCGACGAUUAUCAUGAAGAAGGUGAAAAAGAAACGGACAAACUUGAUGAGGUAGAGGAGGUGAAUUAUCCAUACAAAACGCAGAAGGCGGUGGACAUUUCUCCAAAAUACAAGCUUCGGGUCGUCGAAAAGAUAAUUGAGAUCUGUUCUAUGAAGAGCUAUCAAAACAUUCCAAAUUUCGACUGGUACUUGGGAGUAUUGAAGGAUGUGAUCAGAUUAAAUACUGAUUCUAAAAUCCCAGUUAUAGAUGCUAUGAUUUCUGAACAACUGAUAGACAUGAGUAUACGUGUUCCUAGCAUAAGAGCGGCAUUGGUUGAAACAUGCAUUAACUUGUGCUUCGGGGCUGAGAUGAGUGAAGAUGAUAUAAUAAAGUUUAACAAAGGCUUGAAGGGAUGCAUCUGGAUUAUUGGGGAGUACUACACAGACUAUUUACAAGGAAGUAUUGACGAGGGUCAGGAUUCAGAUGACGAUGAUUCAACAAAGGAACAAAAUGAUACACAAUUAAAAGCAACAAUUCCACAGAUAGUUGACCGCUUAGCUUCGCAGAAAUUUAUUACAAAACUAGACAACUUUGAUGAGGGGAAUCUUACAAUAUUGGCAUACAUCGAAUCAGCUUGCAAACUUUUUGGUAAGUAUUGUACCUUGUUGGGAAAGUUUUGGUCACGAGAGGAUUUUGAUACAGUUUUAAAGUUGUGCAAUGCAUUGAUAAAGUGGCUAGCACAAUUUUGCUUGAGCACAAAUUUUGAGGUUCAAGAGAGGGCGGUUUCAUUCACUGAAAUUAUGAAAUUACUACAAGAUGCAAUAGUACAAGCCAUGAAGGAAUUAAAGGAGUCGCAGACUGCCGAGGCUCCAAAUAUAAUUGUGAGUGGAUAUACUCAGAUGUUCGAAAUUUCAGCGAUUAAACCAAUAUCAAAUGCUUUACAGCAAAGGAUAGAACAACCAUUGGACCUGGAUCUCACAACUUCGAUCGAUGAAAAUGCCAUGUCAACAUUCAUUUCUGAACUUCAUAAUAUACAAGAGGAUGACGUGAAGAUCACAAGAGAAAAUGAUUCUUUUGACGCCGAAAUGUAUGAAGGGCAGCCAGAUUUGCAUCAGGAAAAUUCCAGUGAAUCAGAUUAUAAUGAUGAUACUCACAUACAAGAGAACAGCAAACAAGAAAUUGAUCGUAGAAAGAAGGAGCGCGAGGAAAUGAUGAAGGAAGAUCCUUAUUAUAUUACAUCCGGUAAAGGAAAGAAAGACAUUACAAAUGGUAAUAACAAUACAAUGGAUACCCAAGAUAGUAUACAUACAGAGCAAAGUAUCAGAAAACACAAGACAAGAAAGCCAAGAAAGGUGAAGAAAAAGAAGGUGCUGAUUUUGGAUGAGGAAGGAGGAAAUGAUGAAACGGCACUUUCAGUUCCUUCGACGGAGAGAAAGAGCUCCGUGAAAAAGAAACAAAAUAGAUUCUUAGUGGAUUCAUCCGGUCUCAGAAACAUUGAUCUCCAAUCAUCUGAUAAGAUAUCUGGUGACGGUACUGGUAAUAACACAGGUGAAUACAAAGUGGACGAUGCCGAACUAGCGGAAGUUGCGGAACUUAGAAAGAAGUUAGCAGAGACUUCAUUGGAUCAAGCAAACAAGGACAAUAAUAUGCUAUUAAGCAUAAAUACUGCAGCCGAUACGGUGCAGGUGACCCGAAAGAAGCCAAAGAAGAAGAAGAAGAAGAAGAAAGAGAGCAACAGUCACAAAAGGAAGAGCCAUAAGAAUGUGGCCUCAAUUGUAUAG